AUGGUUAGGUGUAUCCUUUACAUUCAGUAAGAAAGUCUAUUGGCAGUUAGUUAUUAAUUAAGAAUUAUCUAUGGAUUCUCAUAGAACAACAACAGUACAUAAUGUCAAUUUUGGAGGAUUAUUUGGUCUCAUUUGUUUAGUCUUUUCAAUAUCAAUGGUAGUUUAUGUGGCCAGCUAUGCUUCAAAUGGAUGGAGAAUAGGUUCAUAUGACUAUGAACUGUUGAAAGGCACUUAUCAAGAGGGUUUAUGGCAAUGGUGCGUUUGUUCUAGAGAUUUUGAUAAUGUUCCAGGUCGAAUACAGAAAGAUAUGGGCUUCCAUAGGACCGUUCAAGCAAUGACUACGAUAGGAUUAAUUACCUUAUUUGCCAGCUCGGCAUGCCUGUGCGUUUAUGCCUUUAUUCAUACGUUUGAUAAGAGGCUGGUUCUUUUAGCUUUAAUUAUUCUACUUGGUGUAUCUUGUCUAUUCAUCUUCAUUGGAUUCGUAGUUUACGGUGCAAAGAUUAAAACUGGAUUACACUUCUCCUACGGCUUAGUAAUAAUAUCGUUUUUCGGAUUAUUAGUCUCAGCUGCCUUAGCUUUUUUGCAAUAUCUAAAAUCUGGUUGA
Messenger RNA from Dimorphilus gyrociliatus, 604 nucleotides. Lineage: Eukaryota; Metazoa; Annelida; Polychaeta; Dinophilidae. The record is from the annotation of a GenBank genome assembly.